GAUGCAAGACGUGUCAGCAUGAACGUUCUCGUCCUCGCUGCUCUGCUGCUUCUCGGAAGCGUCUCGCCCUCAGACGUGGACGAGCCUUCACUUUCUGAAACCUCUCUGGACCAGGGUCCGCACAACGUGUCCAGAAAGCCCAGACUCCAGCCCAAAGAGAGCAAGCCGCCCGUCGGGAAUUAUACCAUAGCAAACCAGGGUCGAGUGUGCCUGAGGGCGUCGCUGGGCGUGGUCUACAUCGUGACGGAGGACAAGAACACGUCGUACUACAAUCUGGACCCGAAAUCCACCACAGCGGGGGGAUACUGUGCCAGCACUGAUGCGGUUCUUUCGCUCGAGUUUGAUGGAGGAAGUCUGCAGUUUACCUUCGUCAAGAACGGCACCGUGGCAUAUGUGAAGACCCUGAGGGCGUUCCUCGAACCCGAACCUCCCUGCAAGAACUGCAACCGUACACGUUAUCCUGGCAUUCUGAACCAUGAUGAGCUCUUCAAAACCGCCAACGGGCAGAGCUUCAAGUGCAAGUCAUCGACUAAACUAAUCCUGGCGGAGAAUCUGAGGAUUAAGCUCGUUCCUCUGCAGGUUCAGGCCUUCAACCUGCCCAACGGCACUUUUGGAAAAGAGGUCGAGUGCUGGGCGGACUACGCCAAGCGGAUCAUGCCGAUCGUGGUUGGCGCGGUGGUGGUGGGCAUCUUCCUCAUUGCAGUUCUGGUGUUUGUGCUGAUGCGUGAACAUCGUGCUCAGGGCUACGAACCACUCUAGAACGUCCACGUGUGUCCUCAACAUCAAACCUGCCUCACACAACACGGUUUACUCUGUAGGAACAUGCUGCACUCAUCCCAGUCUAUAUGUUUCCCAGUCUCUGUUUUUCCCAGUAUCUGUGUCUCCCAGUCUCUGUCUUCCAGUGUCUCUGUGUUUCUCAGUCUCUGUGUUUCCAGUCUUUUAGAUAGUCUUAAAUGUCUGAGGUUUUCCAGCACACAGGAAGCCACGUCCCCUUUAUUCUAAAUAAUAAUAAAUUAUUUAUCUGUAAAUGUGUGUUUUUUAUGUUUAUGAAUGUGAAGCAGCACUGAAUUAAUCUUUCACUCCAAUUAAAUUCUGGACUGUGACUUUAAUGUGUGAAUGUGUGUAAUAAAAUCAUUUAAGUUUUAA
This is a messenger RNA of Trichomycterus rosablanca, 1146 nucleotides long. It is a transcript of the gene lamp3, whose product is annotated as lysosomal associated membrane protein 3. Gene Ontology annotation, cellular component: plasma membrane; late endosome membrane; lysosomal membrane. Gene Ontology annotation, biological process: establishment of protein localization to organelle. The transcript has 6 exons. Bases 19 to 759 code for a protein of 246 amino acids. The record is from RefSeq and is a predicted model, not a curated record. NCBI's taxonomy places the organism in Eukaryota, Metazoa, Chordata, Actinopteri, Siluriformes, Trichomycteridae.